GCCGCCAAAACGACGUCGAAUAGAUUCUCAUUUCUGAUGCUGUGCAGGAGGGGGACCGGGACUCGGUGGAAGAAGAGGAGUUACCUAGAAAUUUAUGCAUCGGAAUGCUUCUUCCGUUGUCUGUAGAUUGUACUGCAAAUAUUCGCUUCCUAAGUUCAUCGCCAGCCCGAUCAAAAAAAUCUCCAACGAAACCAGUUGAUGAUCGAUGCAAAAACUUCAACUGGAUUCCUAUAAUAUCCAAUGAAACACUGCACGAGGAAAUAUCCUCCAUCCGUGUCUCCCCUGCAAUUUAGAUCUUGCCGCCGAACACCCCGCGCAUUGACGUCAGCAGAGUGAUAUUCCGAUCCCAAAACACAAACCCUAACCCUAAUUUCAAGACUGAAUCGACAGCUAUUGUAUGAAAACUUUUCAAAAAAUAGACAGAAGUUCCCGGUUUUGAAAUCGAAAAGCUUGAAAUUUCCCUGAAAAAAAAUGUGUACAUGAACCACUCCAUCGGUCUGAUCUCAAAAAAUCAAACAUCAAUAAAACAGGGAGAAAAGAAACUGAGCCCGCUCGUUCGCUCGCUCCGCGCGACACGAUGUACACGAAAAAAACAGUGGUUCGAGCGAGAAGUCGGCGGCCGUGGGCCGGUUUUGGUGGCGCGUGUCCUACCAUCUCCGGCUCCCUAGCAAGGUAACCGGAUGUUUCGGUUCUCCUUCACCAAAGACCGGUUCGUCUUGGAACUUUGACCGCUUACGGGCCGGAUCAUACGGUAAAAUCCGAACAAACGAAGCUAAUCACGACCGGCUGACCGCUGCCCUAACCGGUUCAUCCGGUUCCUUUUCCACGGUUUUAUAAACCACAAACCCCCCUCGCUCGCUCGUUGGCUCGGUCGCUCGCUCCUCUCUCUCUCUCUCUCUCUCUCUGGCAUUCUGAAAAUAAAAAACAUGUUGCUAAGAUGACUUCUGGCUUGGAACCCAUACCUAUUACGUCACAAAAACAUGACCCGGCAUGGAAGCAUUGUCAAAUGUUUAAAAAUGGGGAUAGGGUGCUGCUCAAGUGCAUUUAUUGUGGUAAAAUCUUUAAGGGUGGUGGGAUUCAUAGAAUUAAAGAACAUCUGGCAGGUCAGACGGGUAAUGCGUCUACCUGUCUUAGAGUCCUACCUGAUGUUCAGCUCUUAAUGCAAGAAAGCUUAAAUGGGGUUGUUGCAAAAAAGAGGAAAAAGCAGAAAAUUGCUGAAGAAAUUACAAGCAUUAAUCGAAUUCCUAAUGAGAUUGAUGGAUUUUAUGAUCGGGGACUCCAAGUUCUAACUAAUCCACCUGAACCGGAUUCUAGUCUGGUAGCAAAUCGAGAGGAAGGCACAGCAAAAAAAAUUGUGGGGAGAAAGAAGAAAGGGAAGGCUGUAAAAAAUUCCUCUCCUUCCGCAACUCCUGAAGACAUUCAUCCUAAUAGUAUUGUGUUGAGUUCAAAAAGGCCAAACAACCAAGUUUGUAUGGCAAUCGGACGGUUUUUUUAUGAUGUUGGGGUUCCUCUGGAUGCAGUGAACUCUGUUUAUUUCCGACCAAUGAUUGAUGCAAUCGCUUCACAAGGUUCAGUGGCCGUAACACCCUCGUAUCAUGAUCUUCGGGGUUGGAUUUUGAAGAAUACAGUAGAAGAAGUGAAGAAUGAUACUGACCAAUACAUGGGAAUUUGGGGAAGGACUGGUUGUUCUCUUUUGGCUGAAGAAUGGAAUUCUGGGAAGGGUAGAACAUUGUUAAAUUUUUGGGUUUAUUGUCCUGAGGGAACCAUGUUUUUGAAGUCUGUGGAUAUAUCUGAUGUAAAAAAUUUGCCAGAUGCUUUGUAUGAAACACUUAAGGAAGCAGUGGAACAAGUAGGAGUGAGAAAUGUGUUACAAGUGAUUACUUUUGGUGAUGAGCGAUAUCUUAUUGCUGGGACCAAAUUGAUUGAUACUUUCCCUUCUCUGUAUUGGGCUCCAUGUGCAGCUCAUUGCAUAGAUUCUAUGCUUGAGGAUUUUGGAAAACUUGAAUGGAUAAAUGCAGUACUUGAACAAGCUAGAUCUAUGACAACAUUUGUCUAUAAUCACAGUGCUGUUUUGAAUAUGAUGAGAAGGUAUACUUUUGGCAAUGAUUUGGUGGAAGUGGGACUCACUUGCUUUGCGACAAAUUUUGUGUCAUUAAAACGCAUGUUUGCGCUUAAGCAGAACUUGGAGGGAAUGGUUACUUCACAGGAAUGGAUGGACUGCCCAUUUUCAAAGAAACCAGCGGGGCUGAUGAUGUUAGAUUCAAUUAGUAACCAAUCAUUUUGGUCCUCCAGCCACCUGGUUAUACGAUUAACAGACCCACUCUUGCGACUAUUAAGAAUUGUUUGUAGCAAGAAAAGGCCUGCAAUGGGAUAUGUUUAUGCAGGAGUGUAUCGAGCUAAAGAAACGAUCAAGAAAGAAUUUGUCAAGAAGAAGGAAUAUUCAAUUUAUUGGAAUAUUAUAGAUUUUAGGUGGGAACAACUACGGCAGCUCCCUCUUCAUGCUGCAGGUUUCUACCUUAACCCCAGGUUCUUAUAUAGUAUUGAAGGAGAUAUGCAUAGUGAUAUCGUGUCGGGAAUGUUUGAUUGUAUAGAGAGAUUGGUUACUGACAUAAAAAUUCAAGACAAAAUCAUCAAAGAGAUGAACUCAUAUAAGAAUGCUGUUGGAGAUUUUGGACGCAAGAUGGCAAUUAGAGCUAGAGACACCCUGCUUCCCGUCGAAUGGUGGUCAACGUAUGGAGGGGGUUGCCCAAAUUUGGCACGUUUAGCUGUCCGUAUUCUUAGUCAAACUUGUAGUUUAAUGGGGCAUAAGCGAAGCCAGGUUCCUUUUGAGCAAAUGUACAAUACGAGAAACUGCCUGGAGCGGCAACGACUCAAUGACCUUGUUUUUGUGCAAUACAAUUUGCAACUGAAGCAAAUGGUUCAAAAGAGCAGGGGAGAGGAUUCCGUAGACCCCAUCUCUUUUGAUAGUGUUUGUUUCGUUGAAGACUGGAUUGCAGAAAACAAUGUGUGCUCAGAGGACUGUGGGAGCUCAGAUUGGAUGGCGAUUGACCCGGCUUUAGAGAACACGCUGCUUUUGGGGGCUUUAAAUGAUGAUGCUGAAGAGCUGGGUGCAGCAGGUUUUGAUGACCAUGAGAUUUUCAAUGGAGUGAAAGAUGAGGAAAAUGUUGAAGACAAUUCAGUAAGACAAUAGAAAGGCAGUCAGUAGAGACAUGAUUUCAGUCUGUGUUGUCCUUGUUGAUGAGGGGUUUACCUACGUUCUGAUCAUGUUUAUGUCUGGAACAUGGUUAUUGGGAACUCUAUACCCGAUGGGAGAGCUGGUUUCAUGGGCCUAGAGCUUGCAGCAAUCAUGGUUUUGGAAAGUGAAAUGUGAAAAUAGUUGGAAUUUGUUCUUAGAUUUUCGUAUUGCAAACCCUGUAGGAUAUCUUGUGUUCUUUGGGAAGGAAAUGUGUGUGCUGACAUCGUAGCGAAAUGGGAGCUGCUCAAGCAGCAGAACUCACAAUCCGGCAGCAGCCUUGAUACAGUAUGCAAACAAAAGCUAUUUAAACUUUUUAAAUUUUUAUUGUAUUUUCAUUUAUUUUUAUUUUUGUUAUUUUUAUUAGGAUACCUUCAUGAUUAAGGUAAUUACUUAACAAAUUAGUAUGUUUGGUUUUGCUAGAUUGUGCAGGACCGAGAAAGUUUAAAAAAAGGGGGUUUUAGCGCACUCAUAUAAUGAUACAGUUCUAGGAUAUGAAAAUUAUGAAUUCCAGCAUAGCUAUCAAGUUGUUUGUUGGUUCAACUCUUUUACUGAAUGAGAUUGAUAAAUAGGCUUGGCUUGGAUGCAAGCAGGGGUUAUUGGCAAGGGUAACCCUGAGCUAGAAUGGAAGAUGGCAUAAUCAUUUCUCAACCUUAGGCCAUACAUGCAUUGCUCUCACAAGCUUCUUUUUGUGUAGUGUAGUCUCCAAAAUAAGUAAGAUAAAGCAGGUUUGUUUUUUCUUAUUUUUUUAUACAAAAAUUUUAAAGAACUAUUUAUGGUUAAGUUUGUUAAAUAACUGCAAAUAUAUGACAUGCAAUUUAUACCCAGAUUUUGUUGAAAA
Molecule: messenger RNA, 4073 nt
Organism: Malania oleifera
Lineage: Eukaryota; Viridiplantae; Streptophyta; Magnoliopsida; Santalales; Ximeniaceae
Exons: 5
Coding region: 938-3190 (750 amino acids)
Molecular function (GO): protein dimerization activity; DNA binding
Source: RefSeq, a predicted model, not a curated record